CCCAUCCGGGCCCGCCCCACCCUCUCGGGUCUCCACCGCCCUGGCCGCGUGUCUUGCACACCCGGGAGCGGCUAAGGCAGAGGGAAGGUAAAUAUGCGGAUUUUUUGGUCUUUCUCCUUUAAACCCGAGCAUCUCUACCCAAGGUCCUGUACAGAUGAAUCCUGGGGCCGCGACGGACUUUGAAAUCCCAAACCCGCGUCUCCAAGGGCGGGUAGGGGAGUGUGAAAUUUUUCAUCAUUCAAGUCCUUCUGCCUGUGAGUGUGGUGGAAGCACGGCAUAUCCUCCAGAUGCAGGUGUGAUUGGUCAACAUAAAGUCGCCUGAGAAAACAACCCAGAGCAGGAGGAGGAAGAGGACAAUAUGGCUGCUUCUCAGGGGCAGUUGACCUUCAGCGAUGUGGCCAUAGAAUUCUCUCAGGAGGAGUGGGCGUGCCUGGACCCAGCUCAGCGGGAACUGUACAGGGACGUGAUGUUGCAGAACUACAGGAACCUGGUGUCCCUGGGUCUUGCUGUGUCUAAGCCAGACCUGGUCACCUUUUUGGAACACAAGAAGGAGCCCUGGGAAUUGAAGAGAAAAAGAACAGUAUCCAUCCACCCAGCUCUGUCUUCUCAAGUCACCCAGGGUUUGUUUAUAAAGUCAGACGUAGAAGAUUCAUUCCAGAAAAUGCAACAGAGUUCACCUAAUGAAGAGAGAAGUAAUCAAUGUAAUGAUUACUGCAAUGAAUGUGGAAGACUUAAGCAACAUCUGAUAGUCCAUUCUGGGGAAAAGCCUUAUAUAUGUGGAGAAUGUGGCAAAGAUUUCAACUGUUAUAAAAGCAUUACUCAACAUCAGAGAAUUCAUACUGGAGAGAAGCCUUAUAAAUGUAAAGAAUGUGGCAAAGCCUUUAUCCACAGGUCAAGUCUCAUUCAACAUCAGGUAAUUCAUACUGGAGAGAACUAUUAUAAAUGUACAGACGUUGGCAACACCUUUAACAUGUGUGGAACCCCUAAAGAACAUGAGAUAAUUCAUUCUGGAGUAAAGCCUUAUGAAUGUAAAGAAUGUGGCAAAGCCUUUUUCUUGAGCUUAGAACUGGUUCGACAUCAGAGAAUCCAUAGUGGAGAGAAGCCUUAUAUAUGUAAACAGUGUGGCAAAGCCUUCACCGGGAGCUUAAGUCUUUCUCUACAUGAGAAAACUCAUUCUGGAAAGAAGCCUUAUAAAUGUACAGAAGGUGUUAAUGCUUUGAACAAGGGAGAAAGCCUUAAGAAAUGGAGAGUUCAUUCUGGGGAAAAGUGUUAUGAAUGUAGAGAAUGUGGCAAAACCUUUAACUGGAGAGAAAAUCUUCGUCGACAUCAGGUAAUUCAUUCUAGAGAGCAGCCUUAUAAAUGUAGUGAUUGUGGCAAAGUAUUUAUGUCGGGCUCACAUCUGAUUCGACAUCAGAGAAUUCAUUCUGGAGAGAAGCCUUAUAAAUGUACAGAAUGUGGCAGAGCCUUUAAUGAGUGUGGAAGCCUUAAGAAACACCAGACAAUUCAUACUGGAGAGAAGCCUUAUAAAUGUAUGCAAUGUGACAAAGCAUUUAGCCGGUCUUCAACCCUUACCCAUCAUCAGAGAAUUCAUUCAGGACAGAAGCCUUAUAUGUGUGUAGAAUGUGGCAAAGCCUUUACAUGGUCUUCACACCUUUCUAGACAUCGAAGGAUUCAUCAGAGAGAAGCCUUAUGAAGGUUGAGUAUAUGGCAAAGCCUUUACACUGCACAAUUCUUACCAAAUACAUGAGAAGCUUUAGGGGUGUGAGAAGUGUGACAAAGCCUUUAACCUUGCUCUAGCUCUGUUCAAUAUUGGGGAAUACAUGAUAAAUAGAAGCAAUCUAAACAAUAUGGAAAAAACAUCAACCAUUGCCCAAACCUCAUUAAAUAUCAGAGAAUUCAUACCAGAGAGAAUCCUCACAAGUACAUAGAAUGUCGUAAUGUCUUUAUCCAGUGUUGAAACUUUAGUCAAUAUCAUAUAAUUCUUGCUGGACUGAAACAAUUGAAACAUAAAGAAUAUCAAAACCUUUAACCAUUUAUCAAGGCUCACUGAACUUUAAUGAAUUCAUACUAAAAAGAAGCCAUGCAAAU
Myotis myotis is the source of this 2088-nucleotide messenger RNA. RefSeq names its product putative protein ZNF720. The transcript has 6 exons. Gene Ontology annotation, molecular function: DNA-binding transcription factor activity, RNA polymerase II-specific; RNA polymerase II cis-regulatory region sequence-specific DNA binding. NCBI's taxonomy places the organism in Eukaryota, Metazoa, Chordata, Mammalia, Chiroptera, Vespertilionidae. Bases 359 to 1693 code for a protein of 444 amino acids. The record is from RefSeq and is a predicted model, not a curated record. Gene Ontology annotation, biological process: regulation of transcription by RNA polymerase II.